CUCUUACCACAAUCCCUUAUCCAAUUCCAUCUCAUAGAUCCCUUUCUUUUUCUUUUUUUUCUUUUUUUUAUCAGUUUCCCUCGUAAUCUCAUUACCCCAUUAACAUCUGACCGCCAUUAAUUCCAACUUUGAUUUCGUCCAAGCAGUUGCAGAGACCUACGCAGCAAGCAAUGGCGACCAUGAAUUCCAGUGUUCUGGCUUGCAACUACGCCAUUUCAGGCGCGAGAUCGGCCGACCUGAGCUCUAAAAUCAACGCCGCCCCUUCUGUUGCAUCUCCUGGGGUUGUGGGUUACAAGUUGCCUGCGAUUAGGGCUCAACAGGCUAGGGUUCCUGAAGCCAAGAAUGACGGAAGGAGGUCUGCGCUUCUGUACCUUGGUGCCACCCUCUUUGCUGCGGCUGCGGCUGCCUCCAACUCCUCUGCUAAUGCUGGAGUCAUUGAAGAGUACCUUGAGAAGAGUAAAGCUAACAAGGAAUUGAAUGACAAGAAAAGAUUGGCAACAAGUGGGGCAAACUUUGCAAGGGCAUACACCGUUCAAUUUGGAACAUGCAAGUUCCCAGAGAACUUCACAGGGUGCCAAGAUCUUGCUAAACAAAAGAAAGUUCCAUUUAUCUCUGAUGAUUUGGAAUUGGAGUGUGAGGGGAAGGACAAGUACAAGUGUGGUUCCAAUGUCUUCUGGAAAUGGUGAAGGGAAGGCAAGAAACCAUUUCAAGUCUUUGUAUCUAAUUCUCAACUUCUAAAUAGUGUGAAAUUUUAUGCGUUCGAUUCGCAAAUAUAAUGUCUUAACUAGCUGAGUGAUGUUCAAAUUCUAAUAACGAGUUAGUUGAUCACAAAUCGUCACGUUUCU
Messenger RNA from Cucurbita pepo subsp. pepo (vegetable marrow), 845 nucleotides. Its product is annotated as photosystem I reaction center subunit N, chloroplastic. NCBI's taxonomy places the organism in Eukaryota, Viridiplantae, Streptophyta, Magnoliopsida, Cucurbitales, Cucurbitaceae. Gene Ontology annotation, cellular component: chloroplast photosystem I. The record is from RefSeq and is a predicted model, not a curated record. Gene Ontology annotation, biological process: photosynthesis.